AUGGCUAAGCUCACAGCUUUCUCCUUCAUCGUCGCUCUUCUUCUCUGCUCCACGCUAACAUACGCAUCAGCCCGGCUCAAUCCAACCUCCGUUUAUCCGGGAGAAAUCUCCGUCAAGAACGUCGAGCAAGGAGAGGAAAGCUGCGAAGGUGUUGGAGAAGAAGAAUGCUUCUUGAUACGAAGAACUUUAGUUGCUCACACUGAUUACAUCUACACUCAGAACCACAAUCCCUGA
Messenger RNA from Microthlaspi erraticum, 234 nucleotides. NCBI's taxonomy places the organism in Eukaryota, Viridiplantae, Streptophyta, Magnoliopsida, Brassicales, Brassicaceae. The record is from the annotation of a GenBank genome assembly.